This is a messenger RNA of Paecilomyces variotii, 2020 nucleotides long. RefSeq lists its product as hypothetical. The record is from RefSeq and is a predicted model, not a curated record. Gene Ontology annotation, molecular function: NADP binding; N,N-dimethylaniline monooxygenase activity; flavin adenine dinucleotide binding. The transcript is spliced from 4 exons. The coding region runs from base 369 to 1808 and encodes 479 amino acids. Lineage: Eukaryota; Fungi; Ascomycota; Eurotiomycetes; Eurotiales; Thermoascaceae.
GCACGCACCAAGCAACCUCAUCUACUAUAUGCAAAUGCUCAAUUUGGGCGUUCUGUCUCGUUCCUGAUGACGCCGGCGGGGAAAGCGAUGGUGUGAUUUUGGCGCUAUCGUCUGCCGCGCCGCCGUUCGUUGCAUCUCCAAUUGAGCAAGUCGAGAAAGAAAGUUAACUUACUCUAGAUUCUCCUCACGGGGGUGCGGAUCCCGAGUCUGUGCUGCUUUUCAUCAUUUGGACACAUUCCAGGUCGGAUUUAAGUACCUGGUAAAAAAAAUCUGGAUAGGUGAAAGAUCCGAAGCUUUGCUGUAGCUGCUUUUCUUUCGUUGCGAAAAGGAAGAAAAACAAAGCUGGAUUAUUUCCUUAUCUUGCCACGAUGGGAAAGGUAAAGAGUGUCGCCGUUAUUGGUGCGGGGCCUGGGGGAGCUAUUGCUGUCGAUGCUCUCGCGCAGGAAAAGGCAUUUGAUGUGAUCCGUGUCUUUGAGAGGAGGGAAAAGGCUGGAGGGUGCUGGGUGUACGAUGAAGAAGAACCACCGGUGCUUUCUGAUUUCGAUCAAUUAUCCAACCGCACAGCUGGAGGCCCCAUUGACAUUCCGGACAAGCUUCCAGGAUAUGCGUCGCGGUCACCUAGUCACCGAUUCACGGAUACUGCCGUGUAUCCGGCGCUGGAGACGAACGUGGAUGCGGCGGCCAUGUCCUAUUCCCAAGAGGAUAUACCGGAAAUCCGAACGAAGAAUUCAAUCAACCUGCAUGGUCCGGACACGCCGUUUCGACACCAUACUGUGAUCAGACAAUGGGUCGAAGAUCUCCUAAACCGCAAUGGAUAUCAGGAUCUAGUGGAGUAUAACACGACGGUUGAGAAGGCUGUGAAGGAUCCGAAGUCUGAUAAAUGGGUCCUCACGUUAAGAAGGGGCGAAAAGGCCGCAAAGGAGGAUUACUGGUGGAUAGAGGAGUUCGAUGCUUUGGUGGUCGCUUCGGGACAUUACAGUGUGCCUUAUAUUCCGCAUAUUAAGGGUCUGAAAGAAUUCGCGGAAGCGUAUCCGGGAAGUAUUGAGCAUACAAAGGGAUAUAGACAUCCAGAGAAGUAUAGAGGGAAGAGAGUCAUCACUGUCGGCGCAUCCGUCUCGGGCGCCGAUACGGCCGUCAGUAUAGUCGACGUUGUACAGCCUCCAGUCUAUGCUGUUGUUCGCGGAAAAUACAACGUCUAUUUCGGAGAUGAAGCUUUCAAGCAUCCGAACAUCGAACGCAAACCGACAAUCACCCACGUCUCCCCGGAGAACCGGACAGUGUAUUUCGAGGAUGGUACCUCUGUUUCUAAUGUAGACUACAUCAUCUUCGGCACGGGGUUUACUUGGAAUUUGCCAUUCUUACCAGAUAUCCCGACGCGGAAUAACCGCAUCCCUGAUCUAUAUCUCCAUGUCUUCCACCAGCAGGAUCCAACAUUGACUUUUGUCGGGGCGGUCGGCGCCGGACUGACGUUCAAAGUCUUUGAAUGGCAAGCCGUGCUCGCUGCUCGUGUCCUGGCAGGGAAAGCACAACUGCCUCCUCUUUCAGAGCAGCAGAAAUGGGAACGAGACCGGAUUGCAGAGAAGGGCGACGGACCUGCCUUCACAGUGAUAUAUCCGCGUUUCGAGGAAUAUUUCGAGACUCUACGCAAGUUGGCAGGAAACCCGAAACCUGGAGAGCCUGGAAGACGGUUACCGGAAUUCGACCGUCGCUGGGUAGAGAUUUUCAAUUCAGGACAUGAAAGACGGAAAGCGAUGUGGAGAAGGAAGAAUGAGCAAGCACGGAAGAAGAUUGCUGCUUCGAAACUAUGAUGAUAUACAAAGUUUUGGGGUAUAUCAGGGAUGUUACUAUUAGAGUACUAUUCUCUAGAAUAUGGCCGAUGAGAGUUCAACUGUAUUGUACACAUGCGGGAAUGUUAUCUUGGGGAUUAUAUUUGAUGGAUUGAAUAAAAAUGGCAGAUUCUCUCUGGAUUUUGGCCUUAGUUAACAGACGAAUAAAUUGAUAACCUAUCAACUCGAAGCGC